Messenger RNA from Anneissia japonica, 2387 nucleotides. RefSeq names its product elongation of very long chain fatty acids protein 4-like. NCBI's taxonomy places the organism in Eukaryota, Metazoa, Echinodermata, Crinoidea, Comatulida, Comatulidae. Gene Ontology annotation, cellular component: endoplasmic reticulum membrane. Gene Ontology annotation, biological process: fatty acid elongation, polyunsaturated fatty acid; fatty acid elongation, monounsaturated fatty acid; sphingolipid biosynthetic process. The transcript is spliced from 5 exons. The record is from RefSeq and is a predicted model, not a curated record. Gene Ontology annotation, molecular function: fatty acid elongase activity. The coding region runs from base 4 to 807 and encodes 267 amino acids.
GUCAUGGUUUGGUGGGGGCCAAAAAUCAUGAAAUCUCAUGAGCCACUGGAGAUGAAAAGAAUCAUGAUGGCUUACAACUUUGGUUGUGUAUUCUUAUCAUUUUACAUUGUUAAGGAGUGUGUUCUAUGUGGUUAUAUGGCAGGCUACAGAGUACAGUGUCAACCAGUAACAUACUCUUAUGAUGAGUGGGAAAUGAGGAUUGCAAAGGCCAUGUGGUGGUUUUACUUCUCUAAGUGCAUUGAAAUGCUUGAUACAUUCUUCUUCAUUGUACGGAAGAAGAACUCUCAGCUAAGCUUCCUACAUGUUUAUCAUCAUUCAAGUAUGUUCUUACUAUGGUGGAUUGGGGUCAAGUGGGUUGCAGGGGGCCAAUCUUGGUUUGGGGCGAUGAUGAAUUCCUUUGUUCAUUUUAUAAUGUACAGUUAUUAUUUCCUGGCAGCCUGUGGUCCCGCUUUCCACAAGUAUCUCUGGUGGAAAAAGUACCUUACACAGUUGCAACUGACACAAUUUGGUAUCGGUUUUGUACAUUGUUGUCAGUCAUUAUACUUUGAUUGUGACUUCCCGAAGUGGAUGCACUACGCUUUAUUAGUUUAUGCCACAAGUAUUACAUCACUAUUCCUCAAUUUCUACAUCCACGCUUACAUCAAGAGGGAGCGACUGCCCAAGUUGGAGAGCAUGACAUGUAUGAGGGCGUCUGCACAGGGAGACGCCAACGGUAAUAUCAGUGGAUCCGUCAAAACAGCUUGUAAUGGGGAUACAAAAGAUUCAGUUGUCAACAAUGGUCAUAUAGAAAAUAAGAAAUCAAAGUAAAGAGUUUUAGGAUUAUAAAGUUUUGCACACACAAGAGCAAUCGGCUUUUUGUCUAAGUUUAUUUGUAGCAGUGACAUAAGUAAGUAAAUUUGGUUUUAAUACAAUCACUACACGUUAUUGCCGACAGCUUUCAAUGAUGCUGAUUGGCUGGUCGACUAGCGACAGUGUAGGGAUUUUAAGGAAACCAUGCCUUACAGUACUCCAAUGUGCGGUAAUUGGACAGGACUAUGAUAUGUGUGCUGUGCCAAAUGCUGCCCCUAAAAUAUUUUAUAUUUUCUGCCACUGGUAUUAAAAAAUAAAAAAAUGUGUGUGAAGUAGUGUAUGAAAGAUUUCUGUUUACAUCUAGCAAACUAUGAAACGUGAACAUGUUUAUUCUAAUACAUGUAAGCAUAAGCUAGCAUUAAACAGGAAGUUUUAGUUAAUUGUACUCGGUUUAGGUUGUUCUCACACUAGCAAGUAUCAAACACAGUGCCGCAAGUGUUAAAAGAUUUUUUAAAAUGACCUCACAAGAGUGCAAUCUGCUAUACGCCAACUCUCACAAGUACAUUUUAUCUCGAAAAAAUAAAGUGCUCUUAUAUAAGCGCCAGACUUUGAUGUAAUAAUGCCAGUAUUUUUUUGUGAAUAGCACUGGCAUGAUUAGGCCAUCUAGCGUUUAGACAUUGCAUUACCAUUGCAAUCUUGAUUCUAAAGUUAUAUUUAGACUUUAGUUAUUUCCGGGUCAGUGUCUUUUGAACAGUAUUCACUUAGUUUGUAAAUAAAUGCUUAUUUAUCCACUACAUUCAAAUUUGUUGUAUUAAUUAGUCCAAAGUCUAUUUUUAUUCAGCUAAUAUUAGUACCACCAUAUUAGGAAUGCUAAUUUAGGGCACAAUCCCAGUCCACCAGCUGUUUUUGGCAGCUGUUAAUUGUAGAUAAUGUGCAAUUUUGUUUUUUAGAGUUGUUAGGCAGCUAUUUUAUACAGUAAACAUAAGAGUGAUAGAAACAUGAGUUAUGGAACCAACAGAAGCAAUUACUGCUAUUGGUCAAACAUGAACCAUGUUUAUGAUAAACAUUUCUUUUAAACAGAUAGUUCUAAUUUGUUGGAACAUCAAACAGUAUAAAUAAUAUAGGAUGUUGUUAGAUCUCUCGUCUUUGCAAUAGCCAAUCAUGAACAAACACAUAAAUUUACAUACUACAGGUAUAUAGACUGAACCUCCAGUGGCGGCACCAUAUUCUCCGACAAAAGCAUUAAGGUCCCAAAAGGAUUUAAAAGUAAGCACCUCUGGAUGCCUGGAAUGGCACUCUCAGGCUGUAAAAACGGGGAGUCAUCUUCUCCCAGACCCCACGCUAGCACCGGCACUGUGGUCUGUGUUAGGGAAGGUUGUAGAUGUCAUAUAAGUACUUUAGCACACUUUAUGUGGUGGUCUGGCAAAACCCUUGAUGUACAUCUGGAAAAAAAAUUCAUUAGGUUCACACUCACUUUACUUCCUAAAUUAUCUGGAUGUUCAAUCUUUUGUAGCAACGAUUCAAAACUCAUGUGUGAACUGUCCUAUACAUUCUUAAAGUAGUGAAUAAAUAUUAAAUUUUGUUAUUACAGUAAAUAA